AUGCUCGAUGGGUCGAGCCCCCAGGCUGGUAAAAUCUGGAAAAAGGCUAACCUAACCUUCUCCUUUGAUGGCAAACGUAUGACUGAGACCUUCCUCAUUUGUAACACAGGGUCUCACGCCGCCAUCUUAGGGUUGAAAUGGUUGGAUGCCCACAAUCCAGAGAUUGACUGGAAUUCCCGCACACUGUCAUUCCCUCAUACGCCACCGGAACAGGUAUUUGGAGAGGAGGAAUUCAACAAGCUUCCCCCGCACCGGCAUUACGACAUUGGGAUUGAGCUAACCAAAGAAGGCCCCUUGAACUCUCCGCUGUAUAGCAUGACUGAUGCUGAGUCCGCCACACUGAAAGAUUGGCUCAGGGACAAACUCAAGGCAGGCAAAAUCCGUCCCAGCAAGUCUUCUAUUAGCUCCCCCGUAAUGUUUGUACCCAAAAAAGAUGGUUCCCGCCGCUUGGUUGUCGACUACCGCCGUCUGAAUAACCGGACCAAGAAGAACGUUUACCCAUUACCUCGCCCAGAUGACCUCAUGGCCCAGCUCCGUGGCGCCAAGGUCUUCACUAAACUAGACCUAAGAUGGGGUUAUAACAACGUCCGUGUUAAGGAAGGCGACGAAUGGAAAACUGCCUUCCGUACCAAGUAUGGCUUGUAUGAGUCCCUGGUUAUGACCUUUGGCCUGACAAACGCUCCUGCCGCCUUCCAGCACUUUAUGAAUGAACUAUUCAAGGAUUUACUGGACGUAUGCGUCAUCAUUUACCUCGAUGACAUCCUAAUCUACUCUAAGGAUGACGCAUCUCACACAGAGCAUGUCCAUGAGGUUCUGAAAAGGCUAAUGGAUAACCAACUAUUCUGCAAAGCGUCAAAGUGCACAUUCCACGUCACAUCGGUGGAGUAUCUCGGUAUAAUUGUCUCAGACAAAGGGUUCAGCCUAGAUAAGCUCAAGAUCAAGGCAGUUCAAGAAUGGCCCACGCCCACCAAGGUUAAGGAAGUACAAUCCUUCCUUGGUUUUGCCAACUUCCUACGUUGA
Molecule: messenger RNA, 1020 nt
Organism: Rhizoctonia solani
Lineage: Eukaryota; Fungi; Basidiomycota; Agaricomycetes; Cantharellales; Ceratobasidiaceae
Product: Retrotransposable element Tf2 protein
Exons: 2
Coding region: 1-1020 (339 amino acids)
Source: RefSeq, a predicted model, not a curated record